Hydra vulgaris (swiftwater hydra) is the source of this 2226-nucleotide messenger RNA. The record is from RefSeq and is a predicted model, not a curated record. Lineage: Eukaryota; Metazoa; Cnidaria; Hydrozoa; Anthoathecata; Hydridae.
AUGGAUAUGCAACUAAAAUCGAUGAAAAAAUCAAGAAGGAUGCAUAAAAUGUAUGCAUCAAAAAUUAUAGAAGAAACGAAUAUCUUAUUAGAUAAGGAACUUGAGUCUAGCGAAAAUCGUGAAGAUGUGGAAACUGACUUAAAUACGAACUUGGAACUGUUGAACAUAAAAAUGAAAGUUAUAGAAAAUCUUAACGAUAAAAUAAGUGAGUUGUUGGAAGAUGAUGAUGAGAUUUGCACGGAUAUGAACGAAUCUGGAGACUUUCAAAGGUACAUUUUAAAAACCACUAUACGCAUCGAAAAGUAUCUUAAACAAAAUCUUAAUGAAUCUUCAUUCCAUAUUGAGAAACCAGCUUCCAAACCUAAAUAUUCAAUCUCUGCCAAACUGCCCAAGCUGACACUUCCCAAGUAUAGUAACGAUCCAAUGACCUUUCAAUCAUUUUGGGACAGUUUUGAUAGUGCUAUCCAUUCAAACCAAAAAAAUGACAUUUCUAAAUUCAGUUACCUCAAAAGUCUCUUAAAAGGAAAUGCGAGUCUUUCAAUCCAAGGUUUAGCCAUAACAGGUGAAAAUUAUAGAACUGCAAUUAAAAUUCUUAAAGAAAGAUUUGGAGACGAACAAGUGAUGAUAAGCGCUCACAUGGAUGCUCUUCUCAACAUUCAACCUACUCAAAGUAAUAAAGUCUCUGAAAUCCGAACAAUCUUCGACUUAGUCGAAAUUCAUACUAAAAACUUAGAACUCUUAAAUGUUAACUCAGAGAAUUUUGGUCCAGUACUUGUAUCAGUAAUAGUGAGUAAAUUGCCUAAAGACUUUAAACUCGACAUUACACGAAAGAUGCCUCAAGGAAAGUGGAAAAUAAUAGACCUUAUGAACUGCUUCAGAGAGGAACUUAUAGCUCGUGAGCGUUGUAUAUCUAUGGAAAAAGGAAUGAGUAACUUAGACAUAAAUCAAGAUCAUUUUCCAAAAUACAUAUUAACAUUGCACUCUCAACAAAAAUAUGUAAAACCAAGAGAGUGGCAACCCAAAUCAGUUAAACUCAUUUCUUGUUCAUUUUGUAAAGGUAAGCAUCCAAGUAAUCGGUGUAAUGUUGUUACAGAUUGUAAUGGUAAGCCUCAUAUUUCAAUUUGUGAUAAAAAAAACAAUGCUGGAGCUUAUGUAAACUCAAAUUCAGAUAAAACCAUACCAGACACCUCAGUCGAUGUUGUUGGUUGUCAAGAUAAUAUUCUCCUACAAACUGCAAAAACUGAAAUAUCAGACACAAGCAACUCAAUAAAGAAAACUAAAAUUAUUGCAAGAGUGUUAUUUGAUAAUUGCUCUCAAAAGUCCUUUGUGACAUCUGAUGUAAGAAAGAAGUUGAAUCUCAAAACUAUUCGAAACGAAAUUCUAAAUGUAAAAGUGUUUGGAGAAAGCUGUGAAAAGCCUCGAAAAUUUGACCUUGUCAGUAUUAAAAUUAAAAACAUCCAAACCAAUCAUUAUUCUACAAUCGAAGCAUAUGUUACACCAAUCAUAUGCUCUCCUAUUAUCAAUCAACGAAUCGACCUUGCAAAAUUGCAGCACACCGAAUUAGCCAAUAUACCGAUAGCUGAUGAUUUAAAAGAUGGAAAAGAAAUUGACAUAUUAAUAGGUGCAAAUUACUACUGGAACUUUGUAACAGGGCAAUUAAUUAGAACAAACCAAUCUCUAACCGCAGUAAACACAAUUCUUGGUUGGACUCUUAAUGGAAAUGUUAAAUCAAUUAAUUCUGCUUCUGUAAAUAUAGCAUCUGUUCUUCAUACAUCUUCUGAACCAAUCUUAGUUAAUUCUGACGAUCUUGGCAGUCUUGGUAAAUUCUGGGAAUUAGAAGAUAUUAAUGAAAUAAACACAACCUUUGACUUAAAAUAUUUAUAUGACAAAAUCCAGUUUAAUGGUAAGAGAUAUUCCGUACCUCUACCUUGGAAACAAGAACGCAAACAGAUUCCAGAUAAUUAUGAGAAAAGCAAACUCAGAUUGCUAUCCACUUACAAUCGUCUCAAGAAAAAUCCAAACUUAUUGCAACAGUACAAUGAGAUUACACGUCAGCAGGAACAUGAAGGAAUUAUAGAAAGAAUCCCCGAUUUUCCACCACUUGUAGGACAAGUCCAAUAUCUUCCGCAUCACGCAGUAAUCAAAGAGGAAGAGUCUAUCAUAAAAUUACGAAUUGUCUUUGAUGCAUCGUCAAAUAGUCCUACAUUAAACGAUUGUUUGGAAUAG